Messenger RNA from Conger conger (European conger), 2000 nucleotides. RefSeq lists its product as uncharacterized. NCBI's taxonomy places the organism in Eukaryota, Metazoa, Chordata, Actinopteri, Anguilliformes, Congridae. Gene Ontology annotation, molecular function: protein disulfide isomerase activity. Gene Ontology annotation, cellular component: endoplasmic reticulum. The record is from RefSeq and is a predicted model, not a curated record. Gene Ontology annotation, biological process: response to endoplasmic reticulum stress; protein folding. The coding region runs from base 1 to 1578 and encodes 525 amino acids. The transcript is spliced from 11 exons.
AUGAAGGAACUACUGGUCUCUUUGCUUCUUGUGGCCUGUCUCUGGGGAACUGCUGCUGUCAAUCAGAUGCAAGCCAAUGAAAAUAAAGAAAAUAAAGUAAAGAAAACCAAGACCAGUGCCAUUAAGGAGGAGAAAGGUGUUUUAGUCCUAAAGAAAAGCAACUUUGACCAGGCACUUAGACAGCACAAGCAGCUUCUCGUCAUUUUCCAUGCUCCUUUCUCUGGAGAGUCCCAGAGUCUGUCAACAGAGUUCACCAAGGCAGCAGAGCAGCUGAAAGCAGAGUCCUUUAAGGUACACCUGGGAGUGAUUGAUGUGUCCAAUGAGAAGGAUUUAGCUAAAGAGCUAAAUGUUACAGGGUUUCCCUCCCUGAGGCUUUUCAUUUCUGGAGACAAACAGAACCCGGUUAUCUGCCCAGAUAUGAAAACGGCCUCUUCUAUUAUCACCUGGCUAAAGCGGAGAAGUGGCCGCAGCGCGAAGCUGAUCAAAGAUCUCCCCGAAGCAGAAAUCUUUAUCGCUGUUGAAGAUGUGGUGAUUCUGGGCUUUUAUAAGGAUCUUGAAAAAGGUGCUGUGGAAGCCUUUUAUGCAGCAGCAGCAGAUAUGCCUGAUCUACCAUUUGGAGUGACUAAAAAUAAGCAAGUGUUUUCAAAGUAUGAAAUUACAAAGGAUACGGUGGUGUUGUUUAAAGCGUCUAAAAAGUCAGAUGUAUAUGAGGUAUCCAGUGAAGUGUCAGAGCAGGACGUGAUUCACUUCAUCAGAGUGCAUGAAAUGGAUCUGGUGACAGAAUAUAAUGCGAUGACAUCUGCAAAAAUAUUGAACUCUGUGAUCACCAACCAUCUCAUACUGUUUGAUAAUAAAAGUGAUGAAAACUUUGGAAAAAACUAUGAAGCUUUUCAAAAUGUUGCAACUGCAUUCAUAGGCAAGGUUUUAUUUGUCCUCAUUGACACAGAUGAGCCCAGAAAUGGUCGGAUUCUAGAGUAUUUCCGAGUUCGUGCAGUGGAAACCCCAUCAGUGCGAAUGGUAAACUUGACUGAUAACAUGCAGUACCAAAUGCCAUCAGAGGUUACAUCAGAUGAAGUGAAAGCCUUCUGCCAGAAAUAUCUCGACGGAAAAGCAAAGCUCAAGUUGCAAAGUGAACCAAUUCCUAAAGAUUGGGAUAAGGGCCCAGUGAAGGAGCUUGUGGGGUCUAACUUUGAAAAAGUGGGCUUCAACGAGGAUAGGAAUGUAUUCAUCAUGUUUUAUGCUCCCUGGAGCAAGGAAUGCAAAGCAUUAUUUCAGCUAUGGGAGAAGCUUGGGAAGGUGUAUGAGAAACAUGAGACUGUGGUGAUUGCCAGAAUAGAUGCAACAGCAAACGACAUAAACAUUCUCCUCCAGCAACGCUAUCCCGCGCUCAUGUUCUUCCCAGCUGUGUUUGCAGAGAAGGCUAUUCCUUAUGUAGGAGACAGAACAUUAGAAGCAAUGGUGGAGUUUAUAGAGAAUCAGGUUGAGUUAGCCAAAGGAGAAAAGGCUAAGGAGGAAGAAGAGAGGAAAAAAUAUAUUGAGACUCAAAAAUUAAUGGACAAGGAAAAAGAUGAACUGUAAUUUUCAAUUGCUGAAGCUAGGACCUGUCAUAUUGUGACGUCAAACUGCAGGCCUGCUUUUCAAAUGCAAUUUUGGCCUCAGUGAUGGAAUGUAGUUCUUUAAGGUGUGCUGCAACCUUUCUGCUAGAAAUGGUCCAGCUAAAAUGCAUUGAAUCCUAUCUUGGUACACACCUCCCAAAAACAAUAUCAUCAUUGCAUUUCUGUCUGUUUAUAACUUAUCACUUAACACCUGUUCAGCUAUCUCCCACAAUAGUGUGGGCAGAGGACAUCAACCUCUCUUUUUUGCUAUUUUUAAUUGUUUUUCUUAAAGAGCCAUUGGAUUUGAACACAAAUCAUAAACAUCAAAGUUAACUUACAGGUCAGCCUAACACCCUACCAUACAAUAUCUUCAAAAUUCUAAUUUAGCACCAAAGCCUGAAUCAG